Molecule: messenger RNA, 759 nt
Organism: Aspergillus clavatus NRRL 1
Lineage: Eukaryota; Fungi; Ascomycota; Eurotiomycetes; Eurotiales; Aspergillaceae
Exons: 2
Coding region: 1-759 (252 amino acids)
Source: RefSeq, a predicted model, not a curated record
AUGGGGGCUGGCGGCGUGGUACUUCGUUUCUUCAACUUAGCCAUCCGAGUGCUUCAAUUUCUCGAUGCCGCAGUGAUCCUGGGUAUCUUCUCAUACUUUCUGGCCAUCCAGAGCCAACAUGACCAGCACAUCCCGCGAUGGAUGAAAGCCGUCGAGGGUCUCUCCGGCGCAGCCACACUAUACGGACUCCUUGGAAUCCUGUUUACUUGCUGCCUAGGCGGAGUUGCCUUCUUCGCCUUCCUUGCUGUCGCUCUCGACAUCUGCUUCAUUGGAGCGAUGAUCGCCAUUGCCGUGAUGACCCGAAACGGGCCCCAGUCCUGCUCAGGACACAUCGAUACCCCACUGGGCUCAGGCAACAGUGACGCCCACAGUCCGUCCGGCCUAAGUUUUGGCUACGCAUGUGAGCUUGAAAAGGUCGUGUUCGCAGUCUCGAUUAUCGGAAUCUUCCUUUUCCUAGUCUCCAUCCUUUUCCAGGUCCUCUACGCCCGCCACCACAAGCGCGAGAGCCGUUUCGGCCCCUCCCCGGCCAACGGCUACACCUACGGCACCCAGCGCCGCGGCUUCUGGCGCCGCAACAAGAAUAGCCCGGAGACCGCCAGCGCGGACGACAUGCUUCCCGGCCAUCCGGCCCCCCGGGAUGUGGAGCUGGGCGACAAUGCCGAGAAGCCUAGCGCCUUCAGCGGCAGCUUGUUCUCACGCAACAAGAACACGGCCCCUGCUAACGGGUAUGGCAACUCGGCUUAUACCGGGAAUUACUAG